GUUUAACCAGUGACGCAUGCGUGGUCACCGCUUCCGCAACGUACCUAGCCAUCUUUCCAGUCAAGCAAAAGUGAUUGUUUUCAGUCUUAGUCUUAUUUAACUGAACUUUUAUUAAUGUCAGAACCACAGUCCGCGCUGCUGUUACGAAAACAAUUAGCAGAAUUAAAUAAAAACCCGGUAGAAGGGUUUUCUGCAGGCCUCAUAGACGACAAUGACAUAUAUCGGUGGGAAGUUCUCAUUAUUGGACCUCCGGACACAUUAUACGAAGGAGGAUUCUUCAAAGCACAUUUACAGUUUCCAAAAGAAUAUCCACUUAGGCCACCAAAAAUGAGAUUUAUAACUGAAAUAUGGCAUCCAAAUAUUGACAAAAAUGGAGAUGUGUGUAUAUCGAUAUUGCAUGAGCCUGGUGACGACAAAUGGGGAUACGAAAAAGCAUCCGAGCGGUGGUUACCAGUUCACACAGUUGAGACUAUCCUGAUAAGUGUUAUUAGUAUGCUUGCAGAUCCUAAUGAUGAAAGCCCUGCUAAUGUGGAUGCUGCCAAAGAAUGGAGAGAAAGCUAUACAGAAUUUAAAAGAAAGGUGGCGAGGUGCGUGAGAAAAAGCCAAGAAGAGUGUUUGUAGGGGAUGAACAAAUAUUCAAUUGGAAAGACUUAUUUAAUUCUGGGAAACCGUAAGCACUGUGAGAAAGAACCCGAUGCUCAGCAUAAAGCUAACGGACAACAGUGCCACUAAAAACCGGAAUAAGCCUGACCCAUCCUUAUGCAGAGAGAGAGGAAGACAGAGUGUGUGUGAAUGCAAACGAACUCACGCUGCUCUAAUCAUGUUUAUUAAAUCGCCACAAUGAUCCAGAUUCAGUGAGACGAAAAAAACAACAACAACAAAACCAGAAAGGAAUACACACGCAAUUCAACUUUUACAUAAUAAACAGCUAAAGAAAAUUAAUUUACACGUAUACAUAAUGCAAAAAGUCAUCUCUGUAUGAUUACUAUCUUAAUAUGAAUAGUUAUUAUAUAAACUUAAAAUCCCUUACCCUCUCCCCCUCCUCUCUAUGCUCAAGAAUGACCCCGAGCCCCCUUGGACAGAAUCUUGUAAUUUAAACUAAUGUGUUUAUGUUUAUCUCGAUAAUUAUUUAGUGUCGUUUCGUAUUUUCUUACUUUGGUAAAUAUACACAUGUAUAAAUAAAUUUUUAUAAAGUUGAAAAACGACGGAAAACAUG
Messenger RNA from Pseudomyrmex gracilis, 1216 nucleotides. It is a transcript of the gene Ube2g1, whose product is annotated as ubiquitin-conjugating enzyme E2 G1. Gene Ontology annotation, molecular function: ubiquitin conjugating enzyme activity. The transcript has 4 exons. Gene Ontology annotation, biological process: protein polyubiquitination; proteasome-mediated ubiquitin-dependent protein catabolic process. The record is from RefSeq and is a predicted model, not a curated record. NCBI's taxonomy places the organism in Eukaryota, Metazoa, Arthropoda, Insecta, Hymenoptera, Formicidae. The coding region runs from base 115 to 621 and encodes 168 amino acids.